AUGGCCUUGAAGGUUUGGGUGAAACGUGGCGGCUCGGGAGACGAGGAGGCGCUAGGGAUUCAUGUCCCGCCGGACGGAACGGCGCAGAGUGUCGUAGAGGCUUGUCGUGGUGUGUUUCGGCACCUGCAGCCGUCACGCGUGGCGCUGCGCACAGAGGACGGCAUCAUUGUGGCGCGGGCUUCCCCCGUCACGGCGCUUCAUAGACACACGCUGGAGCUCAUCGAGGUGCAGCCCGCGGAGGCGCCAAGGAGGCGCGUAGUUGGCAACCACACUCCCACGCCUACUAAGACUAAUAUUAACACUGCUGCCGCUAUGGCGACGAUGAAUGCGACGAGUUCUUCUGUUGUCGUUGCUGCUGUCGCGACGGCGCCAUCUUCUGCCAGGGGUGUGCCCUCAGUUGGGCAACGCUCUGCUGGGGUGCAGCCCCAGCGAGCCCCGCCGAGCCCUGCUGCGCGGAAGACACGUGUUUUAAACAAGUUGGGUGGCAGCACCCCCACGCGGGCACACACAGCGGACCGUACUGCUAUGGGGGCAGGAGAAAACGUUGGCGUGCCUGAUCGCCUUGCGGCUUUGUGGGACAGUCUGCCGGCGUUUUCGUAUCCUCCGCUCGCUAGAAGUACACCCGCGGUGACGGGCGUCCUGCGCGCCGCCCGGCGUGCCCAGGGCGAGGCCUUGGGGUCGUUGGGGAGAGUGGGCAGCGGCGGACUGUGUGAAGCUGUCACGACUCAUGGAGCAGGACAGAAACUUUUGAAUGGCGAUGAAGUGGGGGUGUCGCCGGGUUACAAUGACCCCUCCCGCUUGCCCGCAGGCAUAGUCGCGGCUGGCAGCAAAAGUGUGGGGGACGGCAAGAUUUCAGGGCGUGCGACAGGCGCAGACGGAAAUGAAGGGUUGAAGGACGGAGAGCGAGGGUUUCUGCCGUCGCCGUGUGACUCGGUCGCCGUGGAGGAAAUACAUACAGACAAACUCCACGCCUCCUCCUCUUCUUCUUCGUCUCCAGUGCCUCUAUGUAAGGAGGCGGUGGUCAUGGCGUCGGCGUCAGCAGCAGUUGUAGCCGCAGAGGCAGAAGCAAAUACGCCACGUGGAAAUGAAGCUGCGACAGGGGAAACAGCGCCACAGUUGUUGGCGACGGCGGUGGAGGCAAACAAGCCGGUUGUGCAGCUCUUGGAUUCGGCGGAAGAGCGAGGACGCGAGGCUGUCAGCGAAGUCGUCGACUGCGGCGAAAACUUUGCGACUGUUGCCGGCGACGGCACUGGGCGUGCAAAUAUUGGCGAGCUGGCGCAGAAGCUACCGGCGUAUUUUGAGGAGUGGUGA
Molecule: messenger RNA, 1311 nt
Organism: Trypanosoma conorhini
Lineage: Eukaryota; Euglenozoa; Kinetoplastea; Trypanosomatida; Trypanosomatidae
Exons: 1
Coding region: 1-1311 (436 amino acids)
Source: RefSeq, a predicted model, not a curated record